Molecule: messenger RNA, 463 nt
Organism: Anopheles maculipalpis
Lineage: Eukaryota; Metazoa; Arthropoda; Insecta; Diptera; Culicidae
Product: 32 kDa beta-galactoside-binding lectin-like
Exons: 3
Coding region: 26-463 (145 amino acids)
Molecular function (GO): carbohydrate binding; galactoside binding
Source: RefSeq, a predicted model, not a curated record
UGAAGUGAGCAAAGAAACAACCAUCAUGGCACUAAUGCUUCCAUUAUUCAAUCCGGAGAUUCCCUGCCUCGGAGCCAUCCUUGGUGGUUUACCACCGGGAAAGAAACUCAUCAUCCAGGGCACACUAACGGGCGACAGAUUCAACAUUAACCUUCAGUACGGUCCAGAAGUUGAUCCACGUGAUGAUACAGCGCUACACCUAAGCAUUCGACCGGGUGAGGGAAGGGUCGUACGGAACACGUACGCCAGCCAGUGCUGGCAGGACGAGGAACGUUCCGGCGGGUGUCCCAUUAGCGUGGGCGUUCCUUUUACGCUGGAAAUCAGGGUAAAGGAAACACAUUACUCGAUUCGAUUCAAUGACGAAAAGUUCUGCUCGUUUAGCCACCGGAUGCCGUGCGAAAUGGUUAACUUUGUGCAUCUUGGAACUGGGGCUAGUAUCGAUUCAGUGUUGGAAACGUUUUAA